AUGUUCGGUUUAGUGUUUUUGGCAUUCAUAGCCUUAGCGGCAUCGGAAUUCGACCACGAAAUCCACGAAAAAUUCAAAACUCUACCAAAACAUGAAUUCAUAAGUUAUUUCAACUCGCUCAACCAUUCCUGGGCUGUUGAAGAUUAUGGUGAGGACGAGCAUUUUUAUGGUGCACAGCUUGAUUCCAAUCAUGGUCUUCCAACCAUAACUCAUGACGCGAUAGAACUACCAGAAUAUUUCGACGCUAGAGAGGAAUGGUCACACUGUAAAACAAUCAAAGAAGUUAAUAACCAAGCCCAGUGCGGUUCGUGUUUUCUCUUCGGUGCCAUCAACUCUGCUUCAGACAGGACUUGCAUCCACGCUGGUGUGCACGUUCAUUUGGCAGAACAAGAAGGAGACUGCAUUCGCCCUAGAGAAUCAUGUAAAGGUGGAGAUCCCGCCAAAGUUGUAAGUUUCUGGGUGAAAAACGGACUUGUGUCGCAGGAAUGUAAGCCUUAUGAUAUUCUGGCACUUUAUAACGAUGGGUGCAAAGAAGAAUGCAGGAAUUCCAGCAUCGAGUACAGUCAAGACAAGCAUUACGCCGAAAAUGCCUACAAAGUCCAUCCAACUGUGGAAGCAAUCAGUGCUGAGCUGAUCAAAAAUGGUCCUUUGGUUGUAGGGUUUACAGCUUUCGCAGACUUCCGCAAAUAUAGACAUGGGGUAUAUGUACAUAAAUUUGGUGACUUUAUUGGUUAUCAUGCUGUCAGACUGAUUGGAUUUGGCAUUGACGAAAAUGGUGAUGAUUACUGGCUUGCAGCCAACUCUUGGGGUAAACAUUGGGGUGAAGAAGGAUACGUCAGAAUAAAGCGCGGUCAAGAAGCAUUGAAAUUGGAGGAUCACGUUUAUGGCGGACUUCCUAAAAUAAGUUAG
Ostrinia nubilalis (European corn borer) is the source of this 909-nucleotide messenger RNA. Its product is annotated as cathepsin B-like. Gene Ontology annotation, molecular function: cysteine-type endopeptidase activity. The coding region runs from base 1 to 909 and encodes 302 amino acids. The record is from RefSeq and is a predicted model, not a curated record. The transcript has a single exon. Gene Ontology annotation, cellular component: lysosome. Lineage: Eukaryota; Metazoa; Arthropoda; Insecta; Lepidoptera; Crambidae.